Molecule: messenger RNA, 8849 nt
Organism: Corapipo altera (White-ruffed manakin)
Lineage: Eukaryota; Metazoa; Chordata; Aves; Passeriformes; Pipridae
Gene: RASGEF1C
Product: RasGEF domain family member 1C
Exons: 14
Coding region: 32-1450 (472 amino acids)
Biological process (GO): Ras protein signal transduction; positive regulation of GTPase activity
Cellular component (GO): plasma membrane
Molecular function (GO): guanyl-nucleotide exchange factor activity
Source: RefSeq, a predicted model, not a curated record
GGGGGCAGCAGCCGCGCGUAGCUCGGAAGGCAUGCCCCAAACGCUGAGUUCUACCAGUAUGUUUACCCCAUGUGGCUUCAGCCCUCAUCUACAUACUUCAAAAGAAGGUGAACAAGGAGGACUGAUCUUCCAGGAUGGAAACCUUACCUCAGCAUCUCUGGAUGCUCUAAUCCAGCAUCUGAUACCUACCACUGAUUACUACCCUGAAAAAGCCUAUAUCUUUACAUUCCUGCUGAGUUCCAGACUCUUCAUCGAACCCCAUGAGCUUUUGUCCCGAGUUUGUCACAAGUGCAUUGAGCAGCAGCGGCUGGAUGACCCCGUGCUGGACAAGGCUCGAAUCAGAAAAUUUGGACCCAAAAUCUUACAGCUGCUGACGGAGUGGACAGAGACAUUCCCGUAUGACUUUCAGGAAGAGCGGAUGAUCGGCCAUCUGAAAGACAUGAUUCACAGGAUAGCCCCGUGUGAUGAGGCCUACUGGAAAAAGAUGAAUCAGCUUUUGCAAACCCUGAAUCAGAAGCUUGCCACCCUCAGCCAUGGGCAAGAAGGGAUUGUCAAGAUCAGUGCUGCUGUCUCUGACAAGCUCGUUGCCUUUAAAACUAAACCCCCAUCAAUUCAGAGAGAAAUCCUGAGUGUCUGCAGUGACCCCUACACUCUGGCUCAGCAGCUGACACAUGUGGAGCUGGAAAGGUUAAGUCACAUUGGACCCGAGGAGUUUGUGCAGGCAUUUGUACAUAAAGACCCUCUGGAUGGCACCAAGCCUUGUUUCAGUGAACAGAAGAAGACGAGUAACCUUGAGGCCUAUGUGAAAUGGUUCAACAGACUCUGCUAUCUCGUAGCAACAGAAAUUUGCAUGCCUGCAAAAAAGAAACAGCGAGCACAAGUCAUUGAAUUCUUCAUUGAUGUUGCCCGAGAGUGCUUUAACAUAGGGAAUUUUAAUUCGCUGAUGGCAAUCAUUUCUGGAAUGAACAUGAGCCCAGUUUCCAGGCUAAAGAAGACUUGGUCAAAAGUGAAAACAGCCAAAUUUUUCAUUCUCGAGCACCAGAUGGACCCCACUGGUAACUUCUACAACUACCGAACAGCACUGAGGGGGGCUGCCCACAGGUCCCUGACGGCACACAGCAACAGGGAGAAGAUUGUGAUCCCCUUCUUCAGCCUAUUGAUCAAAGACAUUUAUUUUUUGAAUGAAGGAUGUGCUAAUCGCCUUCCAAAUGGACACGUCAACUUUGAAAAAUUUCUGGAACUGGCUAAGCAAGUAGGAGAAUUUAUAACAUGGAAGCAAGUGGAAUGUCCCUUUGAGCAAGACCCUAACAUCAUCCACUACUUGCAUACUGCUCCCAUUUUUACUGAAGAUGGUUUGUAUCUGGCUUCCUAUGAAAGUGAAAGUCCGGAAAACCAGACAGAAAAAGACAGGUGGAAAUCCUUAAGAUCCACUAUUUUAGGAAAGACUUGAAGAUUAAGAGAUUAUUGCAGUAGGUCAAGGAAAAGAAAUCCGCAAACAUUUUGCACUACUGAUUCCAAAGAUGCCUGUUUGGGAUUUAGACAAUUUCUUUUGUUUGAGUUUUCCGUUGGGUUUUUUUGACUGCCUAACACGAUGGAUGAACUGGAUUCAUCCACUGAAAUCAACAGGACUGUGUGCACAAUGAUGCUUUUCUAGCUAUGAGACACAGAGAGGAAGGACAAACAGACUAUUUGUGGCUGUGCCCAAACUGCGUCAGGAUCACUGUAAUUUCGCCUCUGAAGGAAAACGCAGGAAACCCAGGAGCAUGGAGCAUCAUGGAACUGCAACAGAGAAUGGAAAAGUGUAAAAAAGGAAAGCAAAAAUACACACGAGUAUUUCAGAAGCAGGUGCUUCAGGCAGCGGCUCUUUAAACCCUCUGAGGCUUGUAAAAUUAAAUCAAAAGACAGACACAGCAGCAAUCUGGUUAAUUGCUGAACGAAGAAAGAAGAACUUCACCUUGCAAUUGCAGUCCCCCAGCCUUGUUGAACAAAGCACUGACUGCUGCAGGGAUGAAGGCUGACAUCACUCCUAUGGAUACAUGUAUGUCACAAAUAGGCCACGUCAGCACGGGACAGUCCUGCAGACCCCACGGAGUUUUGCAGAGAACAAUCUCAAGUGUGACUGUUGCUCAGUUAUUCUUCUUCCCACGGCUGUUGUUGCUUUUCUUACUGUGAAUCUUGGCUGGUCUGAGGAGGGCACAGAGUGCAGAUGGUGCUGCUUAAAGACACCCCCCACCACCACUUCUGAAGUUGAAUGAAGAAGAAAAUGACUCUGGACUCAACUUACCUCUAUUUAAUGUACAUAGUGUAUUCCCUAAAUUCAUUGAUGCCAAGUUGCAUCUUUUAGAGGGUUUUAUCACACUCCAAGAAAACAAACAAACAAACACUUCAUUACCAUUUCUAUCAGGUUCCAAUUAACACAGUACUGUUUAUUUUCCAACAGGAUGCCAGGAGGAUGGGAGGUGGGGGUAAUUGCUCUGAAUUUGGGAACUACAUGGUACACUUUAAAAGGAGAAAGGGUUUCAGACUAGAAUGAAUGCACUAUUCAUGAGCAGAUAACCAUUUUUGUCUUUUUUACUUUUAGGAUCUAAACCACAUUCACCAUUACCUUACAGAUAAUAUGAAAUAGCGACUAUGUCUUGUCUUUAAAGUUGUACAAUAAUCAAGGUGCUACUGUAACAGAUAUAUUAAAUUAUAAUGUACUAUAUUAGAUUGAAAACUAAGCCCUAACAAUAGACUAAUUGUUUGUGUGUGGAAGGAAUGUUUCUAGCUGCCCCAGAAAAGACCUCAAAAAAGCUUAAAAGAAACCUAAAUGGCACAGGAUAUUGAACUUUUCAUUUUUAUUACUGACUUGAUGCUGGCCUUUUCAGAUGUUCCAGCCUUUCUCUGCCCACAACAAAAGGUUGUAACCCUUUGUUUGAGAUCAGUAAUAGUUUUAUUUCAGUACAGAGUGAUUCCAAGUGGCUGUAGUGUUUUGAAAAAUUAGGCUAAUCACAAAACCUGGCUGUGUUGGCCUAUGCAUUUAGCCAGGAAACUGGAAGUGUCCCUGCCCUCUGCCAGGCCUCCAAGUUAUCCAUGCCUGAGCUGUUGACCUGUGAGCAUUGGUGAGCUGGUGUUUGAGGGCAGCAGGCUGAGACAUGCUCUGUGUGAUACCCUGCAGGUCUGUUGUGCCUGCAGUGCAGUUCUGAUGUUGGGUUGUGACCUGUGGAAACCCGGCCAGUCUGGAUCACGGCCACGUGGAAUGUUCUGCUCCUGCACUGGCUCAGCUGAGCAGGUGCUUCUAGAUUUGCUUACACAGGGGCUUGAAGCAGAACUUUGAGUCUCCCUUUCCUACAGGUCCAUCAGUGCAUGAGUUCAAGCAGGGGGGACAUAAAACUUUGACAUGUUUAUUCAGGCUUUGUAUGGAAGAACUAAGUGUAAGGAUGGUACAACAUCAUUUCAGCCGGGGAAUGAUGACUAUUCUGCUGAUACUGUCAAUAUGCUGUUUGUUAAUUUUUGUACAUGAGCUGAGAGCAAUACAGAGGAACAUACACACAUAGCCUUUCCUUCAGGCAGAACCAUUUCCAAAAUGAAGCCAUUAAAAGCCUGUUAAAUUCCAGACAAAUCCAGAGCAAUAACCAUAAACAUAUUUACAAGAAUGCUAAUGCUUAAAUGUGUUUGCUAAAUCGUCAUUUUUUCUUGCUAUCUGCAUCUUUUUAACAGGCACAGUGUGACUUCAUAGUGGAAAUGUAGGAUUUUUAUUUAUCUGAGAUGCAAUAUAGGUGGAUGGGCCUUUUCUUAAAACCUGCUUCUUAAAAUUGAAAUCCUCACUCCUUUUCUAAUGAGCCAAUAGAGUCUGGUACAGCUGAGAUUAUAAAACCCUGAAGAUAAUUAAAAUGUGAUUUCUCAUCAUAAUACUUUAUAUUUUGGGGAACCUUCCAGGAAUUCAGUCGGUUUUGUAAGUAUAAGUUACAUUAGAUCUCCUCAGGUUUAUCACUAAACCACUUUCAUAGUCCAAAACUUUCGAACCUCAGUGCUUAAAAUGGAAGCAUAAAGGUCAGAUUUGGGUGGGUAUUAAGGGCUUAGUGGGACUGUCAAAAGCACUAAAUAUCCUUAAGCCUUUAUGUAGUCACACAUUUAAAAGGUCUUCUUCAGAGGUGCUAAACAUCCUCAUCUCUUGGGGAGUACUCAGACUUGCUUUAUGGAGGUGCAUGGCAGAUUAAUGUGUAGUAUUUGAUGUCCAAAGACACUCACUGCUCUUUGCAGAAUGGCUUGGAGAUGAGAGUGCAGAGCAUCUUAAAAUGAGAAGACAGUGCUUUUAAAAAGUGGACUUCAGGAAUCGUAGGUUGUCUUCACAGAAUUUUGUAGCCAAAAUCCUAUUGGAUGUCAAUAGAAACAAUGUAAGCCUUAAGUUACAGCUGUGGGUUGCAUUUCUAGUUCAUGUUUGGCCUAACCAGGGUGUCCAGCUCCUGGCAGGACAGUGGUUACAGCCUUGCUUCACCAGCAGGGCUCAGGAAACACGAGUACAACUGACUGAAAACAAAGCAUGACAAUUUGGGGAAUAGAUUUCUUCCAAAAAUGUAUUAGUAUUACAUGAAAAUGAGGGGGAAAAGACCAUGUGCAGUAAUUAAUUUUUCUUGCUAUAAAGGUAUCCAAGCACUAAGCCACUGUAAGUCAUUAGACUAAUAUCUAGACAAAUUACUAGUAGUAAUGUCAUGGCUUUCUAAUUCCACUUUUUUGAGAGGAUUCACCUCCCUGACAGCUGCUUGAACUAAUGCUACACAGAGAAGAGAGCAAAACCAGACCUACAGGUCUGCAGUGUUGGUAUCAAACCCCUAAGCUAGAAAGAUGUGAAUAUGUACAGUCUUCCAGAAGCAUUAACUUAGCUUCUGGUAUACAGCAGUAUUUUAAAAGACCCAAAUACAUGAAAUCACUUCUGCAUCUCCUCCAGUGUAAUCAGAAUGGCAGCAAAAGUCCCAUUUUUCCAUUUCUUGAGUGUGCCAUUCUGCAACACACGGCUCGAUAUAAGCCCAGCGGGAAGCAAUGAGGGAAUUGUGUGCCUUCAGCUUGUGUUGAAGUCAGUAGAUGAACUUGCUCAAUGCCUUUCAAAAGACACUCAAAUCAUACAAUCUUGCCCUCAGUUUCACAUCAGCAUCAAUCCCAUUACCACACGAAAGGUGGAUGGAUGUUGGUCAGCUGGGCGUGACUGAAUUUUCAGGGCAAACACUCAAAAUGAGUAAAUCGCACAAGAAUCCUGUGCACCAGAGUACCCUGAGCUUAGCCUAUCGUCAUUCCCUCUGUUAGGCAGUGAACACAAUCCUGUUGUACAUCUCUGGAAGCUCCCCAUGUGGAUAAGGAACGUGCAGAUCCGGGAGCAAACUGCUGAGGUUUCACUUUAACAAAGUGUGGGCAGAUGCUAAAGCACUUCAAAUAAGAAACAAUUUAAGCAUGGAGAUAUUUUUCUCAGCUUGAAAAUAUUUUAUGAUGUGGUCAGUGGUGAUAAGAUAAUCACUCAAGCCUGCCCCUUACUGAUAUCUUGGUUAAUUUGUUGUGUUUUGUUGCAAUAGUUUAUGCACCUUUUCUUAAAGCACAUGAGUGCUGGUUUGCACAUGACUGUAAAUCCAGUUUAGAACAGAGCUAAGAUUACUGAAUAUGUAAUUGGAGUUAUCAACAAGAAGACAUGUUAGUAGAAAAGAUACUGUUAUGCAUAUCAGGGUAAAAAUGUUACACAGUUAACAGUCUCUGGCUUAGCAAUGACUGUGCUCCAUGGAAUGACACUGAUCCCAAGCACAGCGACGUGCCAGAGGAAAAACCCCAAUUGAUUGUGCUGGGCUUUGGAGCAGUCCUGCAAUUAUUAACUGUAGUCCAGUUUUUACUUAUCGAUAGGGAUUAAACUGCAUCGACAGCUGGUAUAGUCCCUGUGCCAGGUGCAACUCUCAGAUGGGAGGUGCACUUAAUAGGGAGAAAAUCCAGCCUUAUCAAAAGUUUUCUUUGACAUUGUUGAAAUUUCAGCAGCAAAUUCAAGGACUAAAUCUGAUCCAAUGGAUUGAUUCAUGUCUGUGAUCAGAAUUUGACUUUCUGGCUUUAAGAACCUUUUUCUCUUUUUAGACUGGUAGAAAUUAGCCAUACUAUCUCAGAUGAUUCUCUCAUUGGAAAUUAAAACCCCUUUGAUUGUGAACUGAUUAUUUCCAUUGUCGUAGUUGCAGAAUGAGAUUAGGGAGUGACAAGGAAACAGGGAAAAGCCCCUUUGUUACUGCUCAGAGGCCCAACUGUGGACCAAAGCUGUCUUCUUUUUUCCUUUCUAACACUACCUGUUGAGUGAAAUCUCCUCUGUAGUUGGUGCAGGGCAUUACUGAAGUGUGGCUGGGGAACAGCACACGCAUACCUGGGGUCUGUGUGGUGGCACAUGUGCUAAUGGAGGCACAGGGGGGAUUAGAUGAUUCUGUACAAAGUCAUAUCUGAGCCUGCACUCUUAGCUUUCUGAUCCUGGGACACAUCCCUUUUGAAAGGUAGAAAGUUCUUGCAAGUCCACCUGGGACAAAGCCUACUAUGCUUCCUUAUCCAUCCAACAGAAUGAGUACAAGAAAAUUCUUUUGAACUAAAAGAGGUUUCUUAGUGGACAUGAAACAGUGAAGAAUUUGUUACUGAUCUGGAGUUUAAUCUGUUUUGUAUUAAUUUCUUUUACAAUUCUUUUUACACAUUUCGCAUAUUUUCAGAUAUUGAAAAAACACUAAGUUCAUUAAAGCUAAUGGUCAUAAAGGCAUCACAUCCUGCAUUUUUACAUUAUGCAAGAUGUAGAUGGGGACCCAGUAGCUUGUAUGGGUGGUAUUUCAUACACUCUGCAUAGGUGCAAGACACUGAAACUCAGGCUACAGCCUCAGCUACAGAAAAAAAAAGCUGAAUAUGAGUAACUCUUGCCCAGUUUUCCUGCCCUGCUCUUUGGCCAGGCAGAGGCUGUAGUGCUGUAAAUUCACAGUGGCUUAGACUGCUCCCUUUUCCCUUGGUGCCUUUCCCUCCACAGAAGUGGUAUUUUGCUCCAUAAACAGCUCUUGCAAAAUGCCAAAGGAACAUUUUUCUAGCUCUCUGCCAUACAAAGGCUCUGUAAUCAUACUCCAGAUCUGUCAUAAUAGAAUAGGAGUCCUCCUCUGUUUUCAUCCCUGUGGCCCUAAAGCUGCCAACCCAGAUUAAUACUGCAGUGCAGCAAUGUUCCCAGGCUUUCUUGAAUGCAGAAAGACUUUGAGUUCAGAACUCGAGUCCUACAAAUUAAAUGUCUGUACGGGAAACUUCCUUCUAAAAGGUGCAGAGCCCAUUUAAUGGAGUUCUGAACAGAAAAUUCCAUAGUCCAGCUACCUUUCAGAGAAACACAACUUCCUCAGUGAACUGUUACUGGUCAGUACAAUAUCCCUGCUUUCAUUAUUUAAUUAUGCUUCUAGAAUUCCAGUCUUUUUGAAACAAAUGUUUGAUGGUUUGUUGAUGUUUGGCCCAUGGGCAAACAGAGUUGAGAAAAUGGGGGUUGUAGUCUGGACAGUUGACAUCAUGUGUGUUUCUGUAGCAGCCCAAGUUGUGUUAUCACUUACUGUCUGUCCUCUCCUUGAACCAGAAGGAAUUGUUCCAAUAGAAUCCUCCUAAUUAUUAAAACUUAGCAAAAGACACACACACAGGGUUAUUAAAUUCAAGUGUUUCAAGAUAUGAUUCUUACAAAUGUGCAAGUACUUCCCUUAGGGAUCUGUCUGUAGAAACACCGUUUGCUGGUACACAACACAGAUGGAAAAUAAAUUAUCCUCUGGGUUUCAGAACUCUUAGCAAGUGUUCAUCAUCUUAUAAAGGUCAAAAAUCAGAUUUUAAGGGUUUUUUUUUUCCCUUUUAGCGACACUGACUAUCAGCUAUCUGAAACCUACACUCCAGGAACAUGCUAUUCAAAAACUGGUAGAAUAAUACUGUUUAGUCACAGACCUAAAAGCACAGAGUAAAAAUGGGUAAGCAGAACUGUCCUUAUUUUCAGAUUGAGAAAUUCAAAGGUUGAAUGACAUGUCCUCGAUCACCUGAGAAGCAGGUGCUUUCAAAGGAUUACCCCAUAAAAAUAUCCAAAUUUUAAUUUAACAUUUCUUCUGGUGUAACUCCUUUUUACAACUGUGCUUAGAAAAAUGGGAACUAAAUUAUCACUUUAGUUCUGAAAAAGAAUCAAGCUAGGGAAUAAAUAUGGAUUAAAAGACUGGUAUAUACUUAUCAUGUGAGUGAUAGCAAUGAGGAACUGUGCUUUUCCUGUACCUUCUUCAUUAAAUUAAACAAUUUCAUGUUAGGAUUAGUAUUUCCAGGUCAAAUUGAAAUCCCUCUACCUUAGAAUCAUAAAAAUGUAGAAUCAUUUAGGUUGGAAAGACCAUUGAGUCCAACUUUUAACCCAUCCAUAACACCCAAACCACGUAGCUUUGUUCGAAGUGCUCAGAACAAAUACCAACACUUUAUUAAUUGCACAGGCAGGAAACGGCAAAGCUACUUGAAAGUGGCUGUUAGGAUUUUGUGACUGUACAUAGAUCUUGCAAAAUGUUAAUGGUAAAUAUGCAUUCUGUACCCCACAUAACCACUGCGAGCAUAGCAUGGUCAUUGUUACGCUUUAUAGCUGUUGUGGAAAAUGUCUUAACCUGCAUUCAUGAUGGUAGUGCCCAUCCUAUUCCCAUGCCUUUUUAUACGGUUGUGGUAAGAUUGUUAUCAACUCCUUUUGUCAGUCAUGUUCCAGCCUACAUACCUAUGUAUAGAAUUUAUAUAUUAAGCCCCCCCCCUAAUUUAUACUGUGUUUUAACAGUUUGCCUGAACUGUCUAUGGUUUCUAAAUUUUGUAAUGUGAGUGUCAAAUAAGAAUAAUAAUUAAAACGAAAA